UGUAAAUACCCACAUUUUACACAAUAUAAGAAGUAGUCUAUAUUCCCCUGAAUAAAGAGCAUUUCCUGACAUGGUGAUUUACGCAGAUCAUACAGAAAGAGACGUGUUUGCGGUGUACCCACUAGGCUUCAUGGCAAAACGCGGCAAACACUUGUCUCAGGCAAUGCAUUAGAGAUAACGAGCUGCACCCUACCUAUGUGCUGUUCCAUAUUCCCUACCCUACCUACGGCAGCCUGCGUUCCGUGCAGCCGCAUUGACGGUAAACACAAGAAAGGUAGCCGGCGCAUGAGCAGCCUGGGGAACAUUAUUCCACAUCGCAUCACAUGCCGUCCAUGGCGUCUUCGCAAGUGAUGCACUGCUUUUCAGGCGAUAAUUUUACAAUAGCCCGAAUUCUCACAGUGAUGUUUUGUCUUUAAAUUCACGAGACAUUCAGGAGAAAUCGCCAAGUCGUGUCGCUUGCAGAGAAAGGACUAUGGGUUUGGGCGCUUCCGAUCCCUGGCCAAUCUCAUCAAAUAUUGUCACAAUUGAAAAUAUUUCACUGGAACCAAGGCACAUGCGGCAUUUGGGAUACCUCCACAGGACGACCUCGACCAAAAAUACAACCAGAUAUGGAGUGAUUUCAUGAACGCCAACCGUGGGGAUGUAAGAAGAACUGUGGAGAAUUGGGAUCUACACGACUGGCACAAACUAUCACAGAAACAGAGAUUAAGAACAUUUGACAUUUUUGUCUGCGUGGACAUCAGAAUAUCACCAGAGUAUGCCAUCUGCACCCAUCCUCAGAGUUCUAAGACCCCUUCUGCUUGGAACGUUUCUGCUAGGAUGUUUCGUGACGUUAUUUUUAAUGUACCUCAAACCCUCCACGAGUUGGUUGUCUGGUCCUGUCGAGUCAGAGACGUCCACGGCUCGUGUUAAGAGCCUCCUCUCCAACAGAAGCCAGCAGAACCAGACUACCAUCUUGGUCUGGCUCUGGCCCUUUGGACAGACGUAUGACCUGAACGUCUGCAGCUCUCUGUUUAAUAUCGAGGGUUGCCACGUUACGGCGGACAGGAACCUGUACAAUAAAUCAGAUGGGGUGGUCGUUCAUCACAGGGACAUCUCCAGUGAUCUGUCCAACCUGCCUCCAGUCUACCGUCCUGCGUUGCAGAAAUGGGUGUGGAUGAACCUGGAGUCCCCGUCCCAUUCUUCUCAGUUAUCUGGCGUCGAAAAUCUGUUUAAUUUAACCCUGAACUACCGCCAAGAUGCUGAUAUCGAAGUGCCUUAUGGGUCCAUCGUCGCCAACCAAGGGGAUGAGGAUUUUGUGCCACCUAGCAAGACUAAACUGGUAUGCUGGAUUGUGAGCAACUGGAAUCCAGACCACGUCAGAGUGAAAUACUACAAUGACUUGUACAAACACAUUGAGGUUCAUGCUUAUGGACAGGCUUUCGGGGAAUACUUGUCUGACCAAGAUUACUUCCCAACCAUUGCCAGCUGUAAGUUUUAUCUCUCGUUCGAGAACUCCAUCCACAAGGACUACAUCACGGAGAAGCUCUUCAACCCUCUCUCUGUGGGGGCGGUACCAGUGGUGCUGGGACCAUCACGGGAGAACUAUCAGAACUUCAUCCAAGGAGACGCCUUCAUUCACGUGGACGACUUCUCCUCGCCCAAAGAGCUGGCCGAGUUCCUCCUGCUCUUGGACAAGAACGAGGAGAUGUACCUGAGGUACUUUGACUGGCGCAAGCACUUCAAGGUGAAAAAGGCUUAUUUCUGGGCCGAGCACACAUGCCUCGCCUGUGACUACAUCAGGAGGCACAAUGAGUAUAAGACUUUCAACAACCUUGACAAAUGGUACUGGGGUUGAUUCAGGGUUCAUCUUUGUGGGUGGCCAAGGUAUAGGUGUCUUACAGGGGUGAAGAACUUGACUAUUAUUUAUUACACAGUCUAAGAAUAGGUCCAGGGUUUUGGGCUAUGGCUCAAAGUGAUACAUUUUCUUUUUAAUCUGGAACCAAAAUGGGUCUGCCUUUUAGAUUUUUUUUUUUUAAAUACUGUAAUUGAUAUGGCACUGUAAUGUUUCCCCUCUUGUGAAAAUGUGAAUUAAUACGGGCGCCCUAUGUGGCAAAGUCCCAUUGUAAAAAAUAUAUUGUGGUGAUUCUUUCAAGAAGGAAAAAUAUAAAUAUAUAAUUGUUAUGAGGAGGAUAUUUCUACAAUAUAUUAUUUAUUUUACUUUGACAUUGUACCAUAAAAUGUUUAUUGAUAUUAGUGAUGCAGUCAUCUAUGCAGUGUUUACACAAUUUCAAUUUGUGAACAUAGUGCAACUACUGUAAAAUAUCUGUGUACAAUAAUUAUUUUUUGAGAAUUAUUUUCCAUAUUUUUGUAUGGAUGUACUUGCACAGGAAGCACCCUGGAAGACUCCCUUGGUCAUGUGAGAAUGAUGCAGUCUAUUUUUGAACACUGUGUCAACUGUCUACUGUAAAUGAUGAAUUUCAUGUGAUAGAUCCACAAUGACUAAUAAUGACAGUAUCUUGUUUUUUAUCAGGCAAUAUAUUUCACAUCUUGUGUCACGAGGAGCAGCUUGGAAAUUUAUAUUAUCAUCAUUUUUUUUUCUCAAAGAUACUAUGGGAGGCAAACGACGAGCACAAGUUUAACAUGUAGUCUAUGUGAGGAGACCUUUCGGGUGGUCCGUAUUCUUUAACCCCAUAAUCACCCUUGAUAACCCUUCCUCCCCCCACAUAUCUAUAAACAUUUAGAACGGUCAGUAUCGCAGUACAUUUUCAGCACAUUUUUCAUGGGAGUUUGAGUCCCUUGCCACCCACUAAGGUCAGUAAAAUGCACCCACCUGUGCAUGGUGGACCCUGCUACAGGCUUAGACAGUAGAAGCUUUGAUCUGUAGAGCGAUGGUUACUAAGCAGUAAUCGCUAAUGUGUAGAGGAUGUGCCUGUGGUGUUGGGGCCUUGGGGUCUGAAUGGUUUUGUUCCUAUAAUGCACUUCUCCAUAAGGUCAUGUGGUCAAUGCGAAACACAAUUUUUCAAGUCUAAAAGCACACACAAGAAGCAAAAAUCACCACAGCUGAAUGUCCGUGUCUGUUGAUGCUAUCAAUUGUUGAUAUUUUCAGAUUAUGUCUACACACUUAAUCCAGAUCCAUUAACUGGACACAAUGGUGUAAACGGUAAAUUCCAAGCCAAAGUGCAGUAUAUGCCUGUAAAACCAGUUAUUUUGCUUCUCUAUGUUCACACCUGCCUUGGAAGUUUUCAACUUUUAUUGUUUUACAACGUUAAAUCAUGGUUGAUUUUAAUUUCUGCUCUUUUCAACAGAAAAAUACACUUGUCGAAGUGAAAACGGAUGAAACCGAUAAACAGAUAAAACAAAUGAAAAAAGAAAUUAAUACAAAAUGUAAAACACCUAAUUAUAAUAAGUCGACCACAAUUCAAUGUUUGUUAAACGAUAAAAAAUGAAAGCUUCCAAGGCGGGUGAAUACUUUUUACAGGUACUGUAGAUCUCAGUCAUGGGUCUGGCUUGUAUUAUGGGUCACGGCUUUUAAUAGUUACGGGGGGCAGGUGUCACUGGUCAGCCUGUCUAAUACACUUAUGAGAAAAUAUUGAUGCUCUGUGGUAGAUAAUCUGACUAUUUGCAUAAGGAUGUCUCAAUGCCGACAUUUUUCAAACUUUUUGUAUUGUUUACUGUCAAUGGGACCAUCUGUUUUGGAAGGGGAUGACACCUGUUUGCCACAGUUAGUCAGAAUUGACUUGUUCCGUAACCAUAAUCUGUAUAUAACCUUCAUCGUCUGGCACAAACUUGAGAUUUCGUGUUAUUUAUAAACUAAAUGAAAAAAAAAUGCUAACUUACAUACUGUGUAUUGUAUCAGCGAGUUGAAAAAAAAAAUCAUAGGCUCUGUGUUUGUUUUAAGUGUGUAUCUUCAGUACUUGACGGUAUGAACACCUCUUGUAAAUAUCUGUGUUGUUCAAGUUUCUCUCUGACCUGUACCUGGGUUCCCCAGAUGGCAGCUUACGCUGGAUUGAGUCUGAGCCACGUCUGGGCCAGAUCUGUCCCGAGAUCGACUGACAGUCGGGGGGACAGCACUGUGAAAAUGAGCUCAUUGUAACUUAGAAGAAUAAGACCGGUGCUAUGAGGCAGAAAUCCGCCGAGGAUUACAACGAAAAUAAUAGUGUGUGGAAGACAAUGCUGUUAGUGUUACAGAGAAGACAUUUUGUUGUCAUGUGAGGCAGUUUUGAGAAGGAGGAGAAGAAUACCGAUGCUUUUUGGAUUAGCGCUAAUCCGUUUUGAUGCUAUCAAAUUGCUUGUGUCUUUCUGACUUGCUGCAGAAAUAGCACUCUCAUUCAUCCUUACAUUGUGGCUUGGACCUACUGUGCUUAUGUUUGUAUCCGGCUUUCUUUGCUUCACAAUUUGUGUCAUCACACAGCAUUUUCCGAAAGAAAGAGUGUGUGUAUGUGCGUGAGGGGGGGAGAGAGAGAGAGAGAGAGAGAGAGUGCCUGUUAUAACCUCAUAUUGUAUAGGAGCAGCUCCAUGUGUGAAACCAGUUUCUUGUUGGUUGUGGCUAUCUAGACCAGGUCUUGCCAUUUUGCAGUCCUCUCUGCAGUUGUCUCACAGCUUGUUUCUCUGUUGGCUCUUGGCUUCCUUUUAAGCCAGUCUUUGGAUGAGUAGCGUGUUAGUAAUCUGGACGUGCCUCUGAUUGAUUCAGUCUGUUAUAGUGGGCUCAUGUGUGGAGGCUGAGCACCAGGCCCUGGGUGGGAGAGACAUGUGUCCUCUAUGCAUCACGACGUCAGGAACGGCCCGAGUGGACAGAGCCCCCCUGCUGAUCUACCUACGGUGACUGUUUAGCAUAACUGGUCAUAGCAAAAAUGUCUGCCAAAACGUAAUUUGCCAAAAUGUUUUGCUGUAGAUGUCUGUAGGUGUCAAAGAAAUAAAGACGAAUAAAAAUAAGUGA
Clupea harengus (Atlantic herring) is the source of this 4918-nucleotide messenger RNA. RefSeq names its product fucosyltransferase 9a (gene fut9a). NCBI's taxonomy places the organism in Eukaryota, Metazoa, Chordata, Actinopteri, Clupeiformes, Clupeidae. Gene Ontology annotation, molecular function: alpha-(1->3)-fucosyltransferase activity. Gene Ontology annotation, cellular component: membrane. The record is from RefSeq and is a predicted model, not a curated record.